Molecule: messenger RNA, 2656 nt
Organism: Selaginella moellendorffii
Lineage: Eukaryota; Viridiplantae; Streptophyta; Lycopodiopsida; Selaginellales; Selaginellaceae
Product: DNA polymerase kappa
Exons: 17
Coding region: 7-1803 (598 amino acids)
Biological process (GO): error-prone translesion synthesis
Cellular component (GO): nucleus
Molecular function (GO): damaged DNA binding; DNA-directed DNA polymerase activity
Source: RefSeq, a predicted model, not a curated record
AAGCCGAUGGCGGGCGAGGAGGUAUCAGCGGUGAGCCCUUCCCACGGCGAUUCGAGCGAUGGAAGAAUGGCGCCUCAAGCUCAGGAUCGAGCGGGGGGCUCGUCGGAAGUGGCGGCGGGGGGAGAUAAGCCCUGGCAUUGUUACGACACGGUGUUCUUGAAUGCCAAAGCAGGAAUGAGUGGAGUGGACAAGGAAAAAGUCCAGAAGGUUGUUUACGAGAUGAGCAAAGGAUCCCGGUAUUUCGAGAACGAGCAGCGCAAAGAAGCAAUUCUCCAGCAGAGGAUCGAGAAAUUCAGAGAACAGGCUGCAAAAAUCAGCACGACUAAGCUCGCAGAGACGAAAGCGGCGGUUGAUAGACGAAUUCUCGAGCUAGAGGCGAGCCGAAAUCUCGACAAAACUUGGAUGCAUGUCGAUAUGGAUGCGUUUUACGCCGCCGUCGAGACAGUGGAGGAUGUUUCCUUGUCUUGCAAGCCUAUGGCUGUUGGAGGCAUGUCGAUGAUUUGCACUGCAAACUAUGAGGCUCGGAAGUUUGGAGUGCGUGCUGCAAUGCCUGGUUUCAUAGCCUGCAAGCUGUGUCCGGACUUGGUAUUGAUAAAGCCAAACUUUGAAAAAUACACGCAUUACAGUGAACUCACACGUCAAGUCUUUCGCUUAUAUGACAAAAAUUUUAUUGCAAGGAGCCUGGACGAAGCGUAUCUUGAUAUUACGGAGUUUUGUAGAACGGAAAGCAUUGCUCCGGCAGAGGUAGCUGAACGGCUUCGGAAAGACGUUUUUGAGAAAACUAAGCUUACUUGCAGUGCUGGUGUUGCAGCCAACCGUCUCCUAGCGAAGGUGUGUUCUGACAUUAAUAAACCAAAUGGCCAAUUUGUGCUUGAAAGUGAUCGCGAAAAGAUUAUGGAAUUUGUGUCGAAGCUGCCUAUUCGGAAGGUUUCUGGUAUUGGAAAGGUUACGGAGAGACUGUUGAAAGACGUUCUUUCUAUCAAUAUGUGCUCUGAUUUGAUAGAAAAUAGAUAUUUGAUUUCGGCUUUGUUUUCAACAAUUUCCACAGAUUUUUUCUUAUCAGUUGGCCUGGGUAUUGGUGCCUCCGAGGCUCCUCACGAAGAGCAAAGAAAAAGCAUAAGCAAUGAAAGAACGUUUUCACCGACAAGUGACGCGAACAUUCUUGGCAAAAUCUUAGGUGACCUCGCUGAAAGUUUGUCCGAGGACAUGAUCAAGGAAAAUUUGCAAGGCCGGACAUUAACGCUAAAACUUAAGACGAGCACAUUUGAGGUACGUAGUCGGGCCGUAUCAGUUCAGCAUUUUAUUAGUUCUAAGAAAGAAAUCGAAUCACUUGCUAUAAAACUACUUAAAGCGGAACUUCCUAUUUCAUUGCGCUUGCUGGGAGUGAGAGUUUCCCAGUUCAAAGAAGACGAUCCUUCCCAGAAGAGUAUUGCAAGCUUUCUGAAAGACAUCUCUGAUGCCGCUGUCAAGGAUGACGACUUGGAACACGAUUACGAUGAACAGACACCAUAUUUAUCAGACACUGACCGCGAUACAAGUUGUAAACAUACGGCAGACCAGUGGACGCAAGAUGAUCGAUGUUCCUUGUGUGGCGAGAGAAUAUCUUCCGAGUAUCCAACCCUCAGACAAGAGCACGAGGACUUUCACUUUGCUUUAAAGAUCCAACAACAGGACUCUGUUAACCAGCUUGAGGUUUCGAAAAGAAGCAUUGGCAAGAGACCAAUAACUCAAAGCAGCGAUCGUGGUACGAAGAAGUCCGCAAAGAAUAGAAACUCCAUCGAAUCAUACUUCGCAAAGAACUAGCCGUGCGACAGGGUUUGGACAAUCGUGUUAUGCCAAGGAUCAGAAACGUGCGUCAGCAAGUUGUCUAUGGGGCCUGUUUUCGUGAAGAAAGCUUGAACAAAAACACCAAGUAUUGCUACCAUGGCCAGCCUUCCUGCAACUCACAUCAGGAUCGGCCAGCGGGAUCGAAAAACGGACCUCCGGGAUAGCUGCAUAUGGAAUAUACCCGCUUUGUAGUCCAGCAAGAGCAUCCUCAAACCCCAAAAACGUAUCUUGAGCCGCUUGCGAACCAGGACUGAUAUAAUCGUAGUAUCUCCUCGUUUCAGCAUACCUGCAAGAAUCAGCUGGACUACAAACAAAGUCCGCGUGUCUGCGAACUCGAAUUCUGUGGCACCGGCCUCGUACCAGACAGGCAGGUCUCUGCCUCCCACAGUCCUUAAAAGCUUCAAAAGAGCCAAGCAAUGCCAGCCAUAGCAAAACGAGAAUGGACGAGUUCCGCUUGCACGUACCAUCGAAGGGUUUCGGGGUCUUUACCGAGCUCGAGGGGAUCAAAUCCAAAGUCGCCUGCGAGACUGGAUGGUCGAUCGAUAGCAAAUUUGCCACAAAGGAGUCACACGGCCGAGAAAGCAAAGAUAAGAAAUGGUUGGACUUACGAGCCAUCAAGAUGUUGGGGUGGAGAUAAGCCAGGUAGCCAGAUGGGCCUUUCGUCACUGCCAGAAGAUUGAGCUCGAAUUGACAAGAACCGAGCACAAUGUGCGUUUCGAAUUCGAGGAUAGCAGCUUGACGGCUGUGGAGUCCUCCAUACCAUUGAAAGCCGGUUGCUAUCCAUUCCUUCCAAGAAUGUUAUAUGCUUUUCCUAUGGUCCAGAUUUUAA